AUGCUCGAGUGCCUGAUUGCCGAGAUCUUGGAGGUAGCGGAAAACACGGCUUGUGACAGUGGGAGGACCGAGAUCGUCCCCUGGCACCUGCAGUUAAGUGCUGAAUGUACUCAGCCUGAGAACCUGGACCCUGCGAAGCGUCCGCAGUGUCAGGACCGGCCCGGGGAGCUGUACGAGAACGGCUCCUUCUACAUCUUCACCAAAGAACUCAUCGUGAAUAAGACGUGUCUGCAGAGCGGUAAGGAAGGCCACAUCGAGCCGGAACACAGCGUGGACAUCGAUUGGUCCGUGGCUGAGCGGAGCGUUCUCAGGUACGGUUACUUCGGCCGUGGCGUGUCCCUGAUGUUCUGUCAGGUUUCUGGGUGUCUAACAGACGGAAGAGUCUUUCUGUCCGUAGUUGGACAAGACACGGUGUCCGUCCACACCAGAGACACAACGGGAAUCCGGAUGCUGCAGAAAGACGACGUCGAGGUGGUGCUGCUGGUGUCCAGCAGAGACCCUGCACAGGCGCUGGCUGACAAACUGAAGAGGCUGACGGGCUGCGAGGUCCAGGAGGUGGGCGACGAGCCGCUGGACCAUGUCCAGGCCAUCGUGGAGAAGAAGAAGCUGGACUGGAAGGACGUGGCCUACAUGGGCAGCGACACGUCGGACGCCAGCUGUCUGAACCUGGCGGGUCUGAGCGCCGUGCCCGCAGACGCCCCAGCAGAGGCGGUCACCGCGGCCAAGUACACGUGCCGCCUCGUCGGGGGGGCGGGGGCGGUGAGGGAGUUCGCCGAGCACGUCCUCCGGCAGAAAGAAACGGCCAAGUCCCAGAUGAAGCAGGACCGGAUCGACCGCAUCCACUUCUGAUGAAGACCGGGUCCAGACGGUGCUGAUGUAACAAACCAGUAACACAGCCGAACGAGCAGAUUCACGAAGAUUUCUACGAAUUUGAGCACGAUAAUUUAA
Molecule: messenger RNA, 948 nt
Organism: Nematolebias whitei (Rio pearlfish)
Lineage: Eukaryota; Metazoa; Chordata; Actinopteri; Cyprinodontiformes; Rivulidae
Product: N-acylneuraminate cytidylyltransferase-like
Exons: 6
Coding region: 1-849 (282 amino acids)
Molecular function (GO): protein heterodimerization activity; N-acylneuraminate cytidylyltransferase activity
Source: RefSeq, a predicted model, not a curated record